AUGACACCAUUAACAAGGCUCUCUCGUCUCUUUACUUCCAUCUUUAUCACAUUCAUCGCCACCAUCUUUUUGCUGACUACACCCGUUAAUCCUCUCGGCUCAGCCUCCACAUUUAUCGUCACUGAUAAUACCACCACCGUUUGCGGUAUCAUUGCUGGUGAACCCGCACAAAGAAUACUAUGCUUCCAAGACGGUGAACAUGUCACCGUUUUGCCAAAUGUUUCUUUCCAGGCUAUCUCUGGUGGCCGUAACUUCUUCUGUGGACUCAGGUCGGAUGGUUUGAGCUUGCAUUGCUGGGACACCAAUGUUGUCGUAAACUCAACCUUUCAACCAAGACGUUUGUAUUAUAACCGCACCGUUCGAUUGACAGAUGUAGCUGUCGGUGAUGAUCAAGUUUGUGCUAGAGAGGUCAACUCUGGCUUGGUCAGAUGUUGGAGAGGUAGGUCUUCAUUUCCAUCACCUGAUGUUGAGUUUAACUUCAAAACAAUCACAUCAGGGAGCGGGUUCACAUGUGGGAUUUUGAGUAACAACAGCGAAGUUUAUUGUUGGGGUGAGAAUAGAAUUGGAGAUAACAUUCAAAGGCAGUUUGGUAACUUGUCAAUGUCGACUUUGGUUGCUGGAGAGUCUCAUGCCUGUGGGUUGGAUGAAAAUGGGCAUUUAGUUUGUAAAGGUAAUAAUAAUUCUGGGCAGCUAAAUGUUCCUUUCAGUUCAGCUUAUGAGUUUUCUGGUCUUGCAUUGGGAGCAAAUUUUAGUUGUGCUAUUAGGGAAAGAAAUGGAUUGAUUACAUGCUGGGGAGACUCAAAAAUGGUUGAUUCCGAGAUUGCUGCAAUAAGUGAUGUUUCGUUUGAGUCCAUUGUUGCUGGUGUGAGCUUCAUAUGUGGGUUAACCACCAGGAAUUUUUCUAUCAUUUGUUGGGGACCAGGGUGGCUUAAUGCAUAUAAUUUACAAAGUGUUGUGCCAUUGGGAAUGAUAAUUCCGGGUCCCUGUGUUGAAAGUUCAUGUAACACAUGUGGCGUUUAUCCGAAUUCUGAGUCCCUGUGUGAUGGCUCUGGAUAUAUUUGUAGAUCAUGCCAAAUUGAGCUCCCACUUUCAGUGCCAUUGCCAUCAGUAGCACAAGCACCAUCACCAGUUCAACAUCCAUAUUCUUCUCCAACAAAACCCCCAAAUAAGCUUUCUUUGAUAUUUAUUAUUGUUGGUUCAGUUGGAGCCUUUGCAGGAAUUUGUGCUGUUGUUUAUUGUUUAUGUGCUGGAGUGUAUCGUUUAUUGCACAACAGAAUUUAUAGUUCCGAUCAUCCCAGUAUUGCUGCUGUAAAUAUGGCUAACAAUGGCUCAAAUUUGCCAUCUUUAAGAACGUUUUCAAUUACUCGCCAGGGUUCAAAGACAUUGGGACGCCAAAGAAGUGGAUCAUCAUAUUCAUCUCGCACAGAUAAGACUGAAAUCUUUUCACUCUCGGAACUUGCCGCUGCUACCAACAGCUUCUCAUCGGAGAACAAGAUUGGCAGUGGAAGUUUUGGCAGUGUUUACAAGGGCAAGCUCCAGAACGGACGUGAAGUCGCGAUUAAAAGGGGAGAAAAUUAUGCAAAGAUAAUCAAAUCCAAGGAGAAAGAAAGUGCAUUUGAGUCUGAAUUGGCAUUGUCAUCAAGGCUUCAUCAUAAGCAUUUACUGGGACUAAUUGGAUACUGCGAAGAAAAAGAUGAGAGGCUUUUGGUGUAUGAAUACAUGAGCAAUGGGGCACUUCAUGACCAUUUGCAUAACCAGAGCUACACUGGAAUGAACAGCAACAUUUUGAAUUCAUGGAAAAUGAGAAUCAAAAUUGCCUUAGAUGCUGCUAGAGGGCUUGAAUAUCUUCACAAUUAUGCAGUGCCUCCAAUAAUUCAUAGAGAUAUCAAGUCUUCAAAUAUACUUUUAGAUGCUAACUGGACUGCUAGAGUCUCUGAUUUUGGAUUAUCUCUGUUGACUGAUCAAGGAUCAGUGUCAACCAAGGCAGUUGGAACAUUUGGGUACAUAGAUCCUGAGUAUUAUGUACUAAAUGUACUAACAUCAAAAACUGAUAUUUAUGGCUUAGGAGUUGUAUUAUUGGAGCUUGUCACAGGAAAAAAAGCUGUGUUUAAAAAUGAAUAUGGAACGGCAAAGGACCUGGUAGCAUAUGCAGAGCCAGAGAUAACAGCAGGGCAUCUAAACCGGGUGUUAGAUAAGAGGGUGGCGGCGCCAGAUAUUAAUGAGAGGGAGGCGUUGGAGGUGGUGGCUGCCAUUGCCAUUCAAUGUGUCAACUUAGAAGGAAAGGAGAGGCCAAGUGUAACAGACAUUGUUGCUACUUUGGAGAGGGCACUGGUUCUUUAUGAGGAUACUAAUGCUGUUAGCUUCUCUACCACUACAUUCUCAUUCCCUUCUGAUCGAAUCCCAUAUUUCAUGUAGUUUUUUUUUUCAUUUUUUUACUGUUUCAAAUUUUUGGUUCUCAACUUGUGAUUUCAUCUUGGUAUACACCUUUGUUUUUGUUAAUUGAUAGACUUAAUUUAGUGGUCACUUAUAGAGAAUGAUGUCCCCUAA
Mangifera indica (mango) is the source of this 2547-nucleotide messenger RNA. Its product is annotated as putative serine/threonine-protein kinase-like protein CCR3. Bases 1 to 2415 code for a protein of 804 amino acids. Gene Ontology annotation, biological process: protein phosphorylation. NCBI's taxonomy places the organism in Eukaryota, Viridiplantae, Streptophyta, Magnoliopsida, Sapindales, Anacardiaceae. Gene Ontology annotation, molecular function: ATP binding; protein serine/threonine kinase activity. The record is from RefSeq and is a predicted model, not a curated record. The transcript has a single exon.